Hypanus sabinus (Atlantic stingray) is the source of this 3262-nucleotide messenger RNA. RefSeq lists its product as uncharacterized. The coding region runs from base 886 to 1740 and encodes 284 amino acids. Lineage: Eukaryota; Metazoa; Chordata; Chondrichthyes; Myliobatiformes; Dasyatidae. The transcript is spliced from 3 exons. The record is from RefSeq and is a predicted model, not a curated record.
CAAGCUUGCUUCUAUAUUCUGAUGCUCACUGAAUGAAUGCUUUUCUCACCACCGACUCCGUUCCAGUGUUUGUCCUCCACUGUAAGUUUACACAAUUGACACUUCUCCAGCACACCGUUCAUUCUUUAUUGCCUCUUUUAUCUAUUUCCCUCAGCUGGCUCCAUCAUCAGUUUAAAAUCCCCUGCUCUGUUACAGAUCUUCCCUUUAGUUCUCAAGACAUACUUCAUUUCUAACUCUCAGUUCUGAUGAAACUUUAAAUAUCCCGAUGCCUAAAUAGAUUGCAGACGCUGCAAUCUGGAACAAAAAAAAAGGACACUGGAAGAAAUCAGCGGGCCAAGCAGAACCCCUGAAGCACUAGUGUCAGGUCUGGGUCUGAAACAUACACUGUCUGCCUCUACAGAUGCUGCUCGAUCUACUGAGUGCCUCCAGAGAUGAUGCUGAACGUGCGGAGUUCCUUCGCUCUUAUCACAAAUAAACACAUCUCACCAGAAUCACGGUGUUUUUAUGAUCUUUGUUUUCCACAGUUUGACUGCUCCAUUUCUCCAGUGGCCCUCCCUUGAAAGAAUGGCAUUGACUGUGGAAUAAUCAGAGGCCAAGAAAGCUACUGUGUUUUAUUAUACACAUUCUUUCCUUCACAAGUCUAGUUCAAAGUGCACAUAUAGCAAAUGAAAUCCUGUAAAAUUGUCAUGUUAGACUUUGGUUACUGAACGCACCCUGGCUAAUGAGAACUAAUUGUACAUUGAACUGAAAUGUCAGCACUUCCCAAAGUACAUUAAGGGAUGAAUAGGUGCUGACAAGUUCCUUCACAUAUAUUCUUUCUGCUUUGAUGAGAUUUGCUAUGUGUGUAUAACUGAAUUUACUUCACAUCGAAAGAAUUCAAGCGCAAUGUUAGUGAUGAAUUUGAGGAGCCUUUUCACCAUUACCCUUCUGAUGUUGUUGAAGUAUACCACUUUGAUAAGCACUGAAUCAUCAAUGGAACUCAGAAAUGCAGAUCUUUUAGCUUCUAAAGAUUAUGCUCGUAUCAUCAAUUUGAGUCAGCAAGGCGGUUUUCCAAGUGACUGUCAUGAGAUUUUUCAGCAGUCAGAAAGCAAAGCUGAAGAUGGCCUCUAUGUCAUUCAGUUAAUGAAGGAUCUUCUCGUUGUUUACUGUGACAUGCACAGUGCAGAUGGGGGGUGGACAGUCAUCCAGCACAUCACUGUUAAUAGCUCAUUGGACUUUGACAGAACGUGGCAGGACUACAAGCAAGGAUUUGGUUUUAUUAAUGGUGAUCACUGGUUGGGCAAUGAGUUAAUACAUAGAAUCACCAGCAGGCCAAAUGAAUAUAGUUUGGGAAUCAAAUUAGUCAACAUGAAUGGAGAGGUGAAGUGGGGAGAAUAUGACCCAUUUCUCAUUGAAGGUGAAGAAUCCAAAUAUAAAAUCAGACUUGGUCUUUAUCGUGGAACUGCAACUGAUGCUUUGACACAAGAUACAGAAGCUUAUAUUCAUGACAACCAAAAAUUCACCACAAAAGACAGUGAUAAUGACAACUAUUAUCGGAAUUGUGCCAAACUGGAGCUCAAUGGGAUACCAGGUGGAGGAUGGUGGUAUAAUGCCUGUGCUGGAGCCAAUCUAAACAGAAAAAAUGUUAUUUACUGGCAGAAUGAUUGCAAUAAAGAUAACCAGUGCAAGUAUGCAUGGAUGAUGGUAAAGCCUAAUAACAGGGAAGUCAAAUGCAGCAGUACCUUGCGUGAUGAGUUAUAACUAUGGUGCAAAAAUUAAAAUAAAUCUAAUAAUUCAUUUGUAAGUUCAACAAUUCAUUGAUUUUUUUUGAACAAGUGCAUGUUGUGCUUAUUUACCAGAAAGAAUGGUAAAAGAAGAUGCCCGAUGUAAUUGAGCAAAUUAGAUUAGUUACUCGCUCUACAGCAUCAUACUGCCUGCAUGAGUAAAUUUUUAUGUGGAAAAGUUUUUAAAUACUCUGACAUGAUUAAUAUAGUUGUUUUGAAAUAUGAUUGCUUCUGUUUGUGAUGUGAGUUCAAAUCUCUUCAGAUGGAAGAAUGAAAGUCUUUGCAUGAUAAUAAUGAAGAGCUUGAAAUUAAAUAGUGUCAUAUUCAAAGUUGCAAUAGUGCCAUUAUAUAUCCAAUAUUGAAAUAUCCGGGGAAAUGACUUUGGGUGAGAGUAUAUGCUGAAUAAAUAAACAUUACCUGUAGAUGAAUAUAAUGAAAUAUUGAUAACGUUUUGAAAGAGAAUAUAUCCCUUAUCAGCAAAAAGUUGCGAAACCCAACUGAAAAAUCAAACUUAAGAUCCGCACUGACGGUGUGAGGUACAGAAAAUGCAAAUUAAAACAAGCAACAGUUUCAAGAUGACCUAUGUAUGAUUGCAACAAUCCUUUAUCCUCUGCACAAAUUAAUUCUCCUCAAAUUUAUAAACUGUGCUAAUAAUUUAAUUAUUUCCAGGGCAAAUUUUCUUAUAUGCAAUUUAGAUAUUACUUAAAAGUUUAAAGAUCUAUUUGUUUAUUUUACUCUGUGAAUAAAAUAAUUUGGCUAUAAUACAUGUGUGUGAUGAUUUGGCUAAGAUGUAUGACACUCUCUGUUCCAUCGGCUUGAUUGUCACUAAAUACUAGCAGUUAUGAAUGAAACUGCCAGCAUUUGCCUGUUUAAACAUCAGUAAGUCCAAAACUUAUGUGCAUGUAUUGUCAAAUGUGGAUAUCUCUACUUGUGUAUCUUGAAACGCCAACAUGUUCCACCUCUCCAGAUUAGCCCCAUCACCCAUUGAUGUUAGUGACCAUUGGAGGACUACAUGGAAAAAUAGAAAAGAGAAAGCUUCCUUUUAUUUAAUUAUUUGUGGUUUGUUCAAUAUUUGUAAUUAUUUAAAAUAUUUUAUAUUUGUUGUUUAGUUUUAGUACAAAUAUACUAUGUAUAUAAUUUCCUAAAUCAUUAUUCUACUUUAAUAGAUUUUAAAUGUUAAUCAUGAAUAUGGAGGACCUCCCUAAUUAAUUUAAUUUUAGCAUCUAAUUUUUAGUGGAUGCAAUUUUAUAAGUUUUAUUAAGUUCUCAGGCUAUACAAAAGAAUAAAAUAGAUUGGAUUCAGCUCCUGAUUCUUAUUAGUAUCUUUCUUGGAAGUGAUUGAAGAUGUGAGACCCAGCUCAGAUAAUUCCAGUGGAUGUUUAACUGUGCAAAUGUCCGUUUCAGAAGGUUGACUGUCUGGACAAAAAAAAUUUAUUUAUUUUUAUCCUGGUGAGUUGUUUCCAUUGAAAGAAAAAGAUACCUUACAGAAUUGUUCUUUUC